CUGGCGCAACAUUAUUGUAUCGCGUGGGGCUGGCGCGAGGGGUCUAUAGGAGUGUUUGACGGGUGGAGAGGAAUUGAGGGACAGUCAGCGGAUUGACCCAGCAGGCUGACUGUUGCCAUGCCUUGGAAGUCGACGAUAUCCACUAGCAUCGAAUGGCAUGACUUGGAUAUUGGUGGUUGCGUGCAUUGGCACCAGUGGAAUCCUUAGGGCCAAGCACACGUUACUGCUGCCUACUCCACACUAUCUCUCAGAAACUAUCGAACAAUUAGCCGAAUGCUACCCAGCGAAAGUAGUGUCCAAACAGAGUUUGGCCGGUCUCUUUCCACCAUUGGCCCCCUUUUCCAACGCUGCCAUUCGGAUCCAUUCUUUCGCAUUGGCUUGCCCUCAACGCUGCUUUGCGGGAAAACUUGCAGUUGUCGGUGUCGCUCUGCUGAUCUUUGUAGAAUUGUGUGGUCUGGACCAUGUUUCUUGAUGAUCAGCACCUGUCAUUGGGGUUUCCUUCCAAUUAACAUAUCCAAGCACAACACAAAUCAAUUUGCAUGAUACUUGACAUCUGAUAGAUCUGCUGUCAAUAUAAAGGCUCCUUACUGAGGGUGCAACGUGACAGCCUUGUCAAC
Molecule: messenger RNA, 617 nt
Organism: Aspergillus pseudotamarii
Lineage: Eukaryota; Fungi; Ascomycota; Eurotiomycetes; Eurotiales; Aspergillaceae
Exons: 1
Coding region: 158-472 (104 amino acids)
Source: RefSeq, a predicted model, not a curated record